Messenger RNA from Coffea eugenioides, 999 nucleotides. Its product is annotated as lignin-forming anionic peroxidase-like. The coding region runs from base 1 to 966 and encodes 321 amino acids. The transcript has 4 exons. Gene Ontology annotation, molecular function: peroxidase activity; heme binding. Gene Ontology annotation, biological process: response to oxidative stress; hydrogen peroxide catabolic process. The record is from RefSeq and is a predicted model, not a curated record. Lineage: Eukaryota; Viridiplantae; Streptophyta; Magnoliopsida; Gentianales; Rubiaceae.
AUGGCUGUGAACAAAUUUUUUGGUGCAAUUUCUGCACUAUCUCUACUUCUUCUUCUUUCUAGCUUUGGUUGUGAAGCACAACUAUCACCUACAUUUUAUGAUACUACUUGCCCUAAUGCUCUCACUACAAUCCGUACCACUAUCCGGUCAGCAAUAUCGCGUGAACGGAGGAUGGCUGCAUCGUUGAUUCGACUCCAUUUCCAUGAUUGCUUCGUUCAGGGUUGUGAUGGAUCAGUAUUGCUUGAUGAGACCCCUACAAUUCAAAGUGAGAAGACAUCAUUGGCAAAUGGACAAUCUGCUAGAGGUUUCAAUGUUAUAGAGGAUGCUAAAACCGCAGUCGAGAAAAUAUGCCCCGGAGUUGUUUCUUGUGCAGAUAUUCUUGCAGUUGCUGCAAGAGAUUCAUCAGCUGCUGUGGGUGGCCCAUCGUGGACCGUAAAGCUUGGAAGAAGAGAUUCUACCACUGCCAGUCGUUCCCUAGCAGACAGUGAUCUUCCUGCUCCCUUUCACCAGCUUAGUACACUUAUUUCCCUAUUUUCAAACAAGGGUUUUACUCCGAGGGAAAUGGUUGCCCUAUCAGGAGCCCACACGGUAGGCCAGGCACAAUGCCGUACAUUCCGUGGAAGGAUAUACAGCAACGGUGCUGAUAUUGAUGCCGGUUUUGCUAGCACCCGUCAGCGCCAGUGCCCAUCAACCGGUGGAGACAGCAAUUUGGCACCACUUGAUUUGGUGACACCAAAUCAAUUCGACAACAACUACUACAAGAAUCUUGUGCAGAAGAAAGGCCUUUUGAUAUCAGACCAAACCCUUUUCAAUGGAUCGUCAACUGAUACAUUUGUUACCGAAUAUAGCCAAAAUCCUCGAACUUUCUCGUCCGAUUUUGGUGCAGCAAUGGUUAAAAUGGGCGAUUUAAGCCCCCUUACAGGUCAAGAUGGGAUCAUUAGACGUGUUUGCAGUGCUAUAAACUAGAGAGACAACAUCAUUUUGGCGAAGAUUGAUCCG